Molecule: messenger RNA, 1707 nt
Organism: Mycena indigotica
Lineage: Eukaryota; Fungi; Basidiomycota; Agaricomycetes; Agaricales; Mycenaceae
Exons: 1
Coding region: 1-1707 (568 amino acids)
Source: RefSeq, a predicted model, not a curated record
AUGUUGACGCCCGUCCCCAAUCGAAGAGCAAGUUCGCCAACUCGUCUCAGACGCGACAUUGAGGCUCAAAUCAUGGCCUUAGAUGUCUCAAUAAAGGAGAUCCAGCUCAAACUGAGUGAUCUGCAGCUUCAGCGGGCUGCAUUGGUGUCUGAAGUCGACCAACUUGCAAUUGAUUUCUCGACGCCUAUUCAUCUUCUCCCCCCAGAAAUCAUUGGGGAGAUAUUUCAAUACUUCCAGCCAUACUUUUCGUCAUCACUACUAACGGACGCAGAAUCAAAACAGACAGCUCGCAUUCCAUGGUUCUUAGGCUCUGUUUGUCAUUCGUGGAGGCAAGUUGCUAUGAGUCUCCCCGCACUAUGGUCUGUGCUCAACAUCAACGAUACUCCUCGAUACGUGGAUAGCCCCGUGUGGACGGGACACGAAGAUGGGGUAGCACGCCACACGCCACAGCACUGGCUGACAUAUCUUCCGAGUGAUGAUUUUGAAGUUGAAUUGCAGCAAUCGCCCCGAGACACAACACAAGAAGAUUUUGAAGGAUUUUACACCGAGAAUAGGCUCGAGAUCGUCAAAGCAUGCCUUGAACGCUCGGGAACCCACGGGUUAUCCCUCCGUUUACGAAACAUGAACGUCUUCGCCUCGAAAUUUAUUCUGGACCUGCUGUUGCAACAUGCCCGCCGCUGGGAGCAGAUUUUCCUGGUGGACCCUCCCCUUGCCGUAUGUCUUCAGAUACGAAACCGUCGAAGACUAUUUCCUCGCCUAAGACACUUGACUGUCGAGGGUCCCCAGUGGUGGAGUGAGCAAACCACAUCAAUCCUAUCCGCCCUCGACUCGCUAUUGCCAGGUUCUGCGUCACCGCUGGCACGUGUAACCGAAAUCAAGCUUUUCAACAUUGUCCUGAAAGAAGGCUCCGUUCCCAUUCAGUGGUCUGGGAUAAAAAAAUACAGCGAAGUUGCAUGUUAUAUCGAUCCCAGUUAUCGGACCAUCAUUUUCCAGCAGCUCGUAAAUCUAGUGUCUCUGUCAAUCCAGACAAUCUCCGACUUUAUGUGGACUGAACACAUCCUCUUCCCCAAUCUUCGCUAUGCCUCGUUCGCCUACAAACAACAUGGUGAAUUCGCAGUGGAAGGCCCGAUCCUCUUUGAAAUGCCAAAUCUAGAAGACUUUUCGAUUUCUGCCUGGCGAAUGCGUUCACUGAGUGACUGUGUACCACGUCGCUCGUCCCAUCUCCGCAGGCUAUCUGUCUUGUUGAUGUGCGUGGAUGUUUGCCAGGGGGACACUGAACAAGUGUUUGCUCUUUUUCCCGAGCUGGAAGACGUCUCUCUAUGGGGAUCUAACUACCUCACAGAUAGCACGCUGGAAAGCUUGACUCCGAGCCCUCGACGUCCAUAUCUCCUCCCGCGGUUGGAGACUUUAUGCCUGUCCAGCACUGCCUUCGCCCACGGAGAAUGCAAAUGGACCACAUUACUCGAUAUGAUCCAUGGACGAUUUGGACCCCUUGCAACGACCGCAGCGCUGAGCCGGCUUCGAAGUUUGGAAUAUGUCUAUGACCCCGCGGGGUACGAUGAUGAGGUUGGCAAGGCGUUACGGACACUCCAGCGGCAGCAAGGUUGGGAUAUACGUGUAAGAACCAAUCAUCAUCGGAUUCUGUGGACCGAGUUGGGAAUACAGUGGCUACCGUCACUGACAUCUGAACCAACAGUUUGGUACUGA